Messenger RNA from Zygotorulaspora mrakii, 1323 nucleotides. RefSeq names its product mitogen-activated protein kinase SMK1 (gene SMK1). Gene Ontology annotation, molecular function: protein serine/threonine kinase activity; ATP binding. Gene Ontology annotation, cellular component: cytoplasm; nucleus. The coding region runs from base 1 to 1323 and encodes 440 amino acids. Gene Ontology annotation, biological process: intracellular signal transduction; protein phosphorylation. The transcript has a single exon. Lineage: Eukaryota; Fungi; Ascomycota; Saccharomycetes; Saccharomycetales; Saccharomycetaceae. The record is from RefSeq and is a predicted model, not a curated record.
AUGGAUUUAUCGAAGGUAUUGAAUAAUAAAGAAGAGGCUCUAAACCGCCAAAAGAAGGAUCGGCAGCAAGAUUGGAAGUACUACAGAUAUAAACCAAGCUCGGACCGGAUUAAAGAUAUUAUGCAUUCCCAUCUGGAAAAAAAAAAGUUCAGUGAAGGUGUAUCAUCUCCAAGAACCAUUUAUGAGCCAGCGAAGUUUUCUUUGCCAUGUAGAUAUGAAGUAACACAUAUUUUGGGGAAAGGCUCAUACGGAACAGUUUGUUCCGUUAGAGACAAGUUUGAUCCGGAAAACCCUUACUCUAUUGCAGUUAAGAAGAUUACAAACAUUUUUUAUCGUGAGGUUCUUUUGAAAAGAGCCAUUAGAGAGUUGAAAUUUAUGAGUUAUUUCAAGGGUCACAAAAAUAUCGUAAGCCUGAUUGACUUAGAGUUUGUUCCAGAAAAGCCAUACGAUGGAUUAUAUUGUUACCAGGAAUUGAUCGAUUAUGAUUUGGCAAAAGUCAUUCAUUCCUCAGUUCAGUUAUCUGAAUUUCAUAUAAAGCAUUUUUUUUACCAGAUUCUGUGUGGUUUAAAAUUCAUUCAUAGUGCUGAAGUCAUUCACCGCGAUCUGAAACCAGGCAACAUUCUUUGUACAUUGAACGGGUGCUUGAAAAUUUGCGACUUCGGUCUAGCAAGAGGUCUGGCCUCACAAUUCUUUGCCUCGCAUGUUGCCAGGCAGGAUAUAACAAACUACGUCGCUACCCGUUGGUACAGAGCACCCGAAUUGAUACUUUCACAUAAAGAGUACGGAAAACCAAUUGAUAUGUGGUCUGUCGGCUGUAUCUUGGCGGAACUCUACGGCAGAAAACCUAUUUUUAUGGGUAAAGAUUCUCUGCAGCAGGUUCACGAGAUUAUGAGAGUAAUGGGCAAUCCUCCGAAGGAACUGCUUGUUAGCUAUGGUUCUUUGAGAGCUUGGAAUAUUUGCAAUGAUUCCAUUUAUUCUAAUCAGGGUAUUGAGUGGAAGUUGCUCUAUCCAUUUGCUUCGGAGGAUGCCCUCGACUUGAUUGACAAAAUCUUACUCUGGGACAUGAAUGAAAGAUUGACAGUAGAGCAAGCAUUAAGCCAUCCAUUUCUAGUUGAAGUGAAAUGUGCUGAGGAUGAGCCCUCCUGUCCUCUCGGACCCUUUGACUUUUCAUAUGAAACUAGGUUAAACUCGAUGCCACGGUUGAGAGAAUUCCUAAUGAGUGAAGUCUUGAUCUUCAAAGAAGAUCGUGCAUUCUGCCACCCCGCAGAACAAGGAUGUUCUAAAUAUGUUCCAACAACUCCUCUUGGGAAAAUGUACGUAUGA